CUCAGGUGGGAACUUUUGCUGGUUGGUCUCUGCCUAGAAUGGGUGGGCUUCUCUCAGAAAAAGCAGUAUCCCAAUACUUGGACUCACAAGAACUAUUUCCCAGCAGAAGCAGAUUGUAGGGAUUCAAACUUAGAUGACUCUCUUGGCUGAGGCUCCAUGACCCUCCUACCUCAUAGCUUAGGGCAGGAUCAGUCUUCUAAAUGCUGGCUGCUGUUCAGCCAGGACCCGCCUUAGAGUCUAAAUGCUUCUGUUCAGGCCUGUGGCCUAUGAACACUGAUGCAUGCAGCCCACCCGAUAGUACCAUCUCUGCAUCACUGUGUGUGGAAAAGAUAGCCAAACUAUGCCAGUAUGGACAGAAUAGCUUAUGAUGCUUAUCCACACCCACCACUUUCGAGACAUUGAGCGCAAGCCGGAAUACCUCCAGCCGGAGAAGUGUGUCCCACCUCCCUACCCUGGUCCUGUGGGAACCAUGUGGUUUAUCCGCGACAGCUGUGGCAUUGCCUGUGCCAUCGUUACCUGGUUUCUGGUCCUCUAUGCAGAGUUUGUGGUCCUCUUUGUCAUGCUGAUUCCAUCCAGAGACUAUGUAUACAGCAUCAUCAACGGAAUUGUAUUCAACCUGCUGGCCUUCUUGGCCCUGGCCUCCCACUGCCGGGCCAUGCUGACGGACCCCGGGGCAGUGCCCAAAGGAAAUGCUACUAAAGAAUUUAUCGAGAGUUUACAGUUGAAGCCUGGGCAGGUGGUAUACAAGUGUCCCAAAUGCUGCAGCAUCAAGCCCGACAGAGCCCACCACUGCAGUGUUUGUAAGCGGUGCAUUCGCAAGAUGGACCACCACUGCCCUUGGGUCAAUAAUUGUGUCGGCGAGAACAACCAGAAGUACUUCGUCUUGUUUACAAUGUACAUAGCUCUCAUUUCCUUGCACGCCCUCAUCAUGGUGGGAUUCCACUUCCUGCAUUGCUUUGAAGAAGAUUGGACAAGCUCUGUUUCCUUCAUGGUACCAGCUGUCUACCUCAGUUUGUUAAAUCUACUGCAAGACUAUGGAGAGAACAGGGAAGGAACAGCAGAGGCCCAAGUCUAUCUUCAUGAAAGAGAGCAGCCCCCAAAAAUCAGUUUAACAGAGUGCAGCUCCUUCUCACCGCCCACCACGGUGAUCCUCCUCAUCCUGCUGUGCUUUGAGGCGCUGCUCUUCCUCAUUUUCACGUCAGUGAUGUUUGGGACCCAAGUGCACUCCAUCUGCACGGAUGAGACGGGCAUCGAGCGCCUCAAACGAAAGAAUCAGCCCAGGGAGCACACGGCCAACUGGAGUUCGGUGAAAGACACCUGUGGCGGGGACUUCUCCCUGAACUGGUUCAACCCCUUCUCCAGACCAUGGCAGCCAGAGAUGCCCAGUGACAAGGACUUGGUGCGGCAGGUAUCAUCACUGUCAGAUGUAGAGAGCACCCAAACGACAGAGGAGCAUUCAGAAGAGAUAAAGGACGAGGACUCUGUUGAGGUGCUAGAUGAAUAGGUGUUGUGGGAGACAACCAAACACUUAAAGUGGCUACUAAACCGUGUUCGGGGGUUUUGGUUAAUGUCCUUCCCAGAACCUCCUGACACUUCUCCCAGGCUACUUGCCUGGUCUUACCAUCCCAGUGACCCCCCUCCUUCCUCUCUUGAUGUUGGGAUAGACUAGGGACAGUGAAGAAGGUAGGGACUUCUCUGAGUUGGCCUAGGAAGAAUGCCCAGAGAGGGAUGUCAGGUCUCAUUCUCCAAUCUGGGGGGCUUUCACAGCUACUGCUCUCAAAGAGAGCUCCAAACAGGGCAGCCCAAGAACUCAUUUCUGGCUUUCAGGGGGAUGCUGUCAUCUUUUGGGAAGGUUGGGGCCCUGGCUCCUGGCUAGUGAUGGAAGGGCAGGACAGGGCUGGCUUUGGGGACCUGAGGUGGAGUACUGAUGUCAGGAGAACCUAUCUACAGCUGCUCUCUGGAAGGAUUUUCCCCACUCUCUGCCUAAAUUAAGAGAAAGGCAUGGCUGUCACAUCUGCUCUCAAGACCUCAGGCUUGAGGGCUGGGGAUACAGCUCAGUUGGUAGAGUGCUUGCCUCAUAUGCACAAGGCCCUGGGUUCAAUCCCCAUCACCACCAAAAAAAAAAAAAAAAAAAAGACCCCAGGCUUGGCUUGAAAGACGACCCUGCAUGCAUGUGCAGGAACUGCCCAGGAUGGAAGUAAGCCUGGGUUUUGACAUUAGCAUCAAAACUUAGUUCUGUUCCAUAGACAAUAGAAUCUUCCUCCAAAUAGCUUUAGCUGCCCUGCCUCGUGUCUCCUCCAUUCACAGGAGAGACAUGGGCAGGACCUGUCAUUUAACUUUCCCUCCUGGAGGGAGCCUAAUACCAAAACACUCAUGGGCAGAAAUGACCAGAAAUUCUAUCUAUGUUUUGGGCCAGUUCUCCCAAGGUGGUACCUAUCCUUUCUCUCAGACAGAAUGAUAAUGGCCUGGGCCUACAGACUGAUGAUGAAUCUAGGAGACAGACACCCCCACCCACUAGUUCUGCCAGGAUGAACCUGGAUGUAGUGAGCCCCCAUAAACCCUGGGGUACCUGGCCAUUAGUGAAGGUCUGAGCAGGCCCUCUGCUGAGAAGCCCCAUUGUAGUGGUUUCUGAAGCAACAGCUACUGCAAAGUCUAACUGAAAGGUCCCUAUCCCCAUCAGAUAUAAGAAACACCCUGCUUUCCAACUCCUAGCUUGGCCUUUGUUCCUACCCAUUUCCCUGGUAUAGUCUGGCCCCAAGAUGGGGGGAGAUGAGGCAGAACGUGCCCUUGUAAGGUCUCCAUGUCAGGACGCCCCUCCUAGCUAUAGGUGAAAGGGCAUGAGUCCCAGCCCAAAGGGACCUGUGGCCCCAGUUGAGUAAAGAAGAAAGUCACUGUUUGGAGAUACAGCCUCAGGACACUGAGAAAGGAAGGCUAGCCAAGAAUGGUCUUGUUCUUGGACAGCAUCCUUGGGCAAUCCCUAGAGGGAGGGGAUCCAUCGGAGAAUCCUCUGUCUACACCUAAUGCCCCACCAGGCUCUGCCAUGAAUUGCCCAGAGGGGCCGGUUCACAAAGCCCCCUCUAUCCUAACCCUCACUUACAGCUCUCCAGCUUUGUUCCAUGAGAUGGGUGACAGUCGGACUCUAGUGUAGAAGGACCAGGAAGGUGUUGGCCUUCCACCGCCAGGCUGAAGGCCUGUUUUCUUGGUCCAGGUCAGCUUUCACAUUGAUCAAUGCCAAUGCACCAGUGACACAGUGGCUUUUUUCCACGGUGGCUACUGACACGUAACGUUCUGCUUAGCCCCAAACUGAAAGCACUACACCUGACAUCCAAGCGAGACAGGGUUUUUCAGGGAGGGAGGUGGGGUGCAAAUCUUCACCUCUUUGAAUAAAAAGCUCUGUGCUCAACCUCUGGAAGAAUCUACUGUUUCUAGGAGGAGAUCCCAGUCCAAGUCCUUGGGCAGCACCCUUCCUUUCAAGUCACCUUGAGGACACCUCUAGGAACACUGCUUUCAUCCAGUUCCAGUAUGCCAGACAGGUGUCACACAGACACCUGUGAUGGCUGUAUCGCCUCAGGUCCAAAUGCUGCACCCUGGGAUUACUAACCAGACCCGUGGGCUCCUGCGUAGUGUUUCCAGCAGAGGGAAAAGUCACUCUUCAUCCAAAAGGCAGUCACCAAACACCUGCGGUGUCCCAAGAGUGAUUGGGAUUGAGGUUUGUUAACUUCAAGUGCCUGAAAGGGGGACAAUGGAUGGCAGGCAUUGCACCCCUGAAUCACACACGUGGUGACCCUUAUUCAACCUGCACAUGUGCCUCUGCCAGGGUCCCUGUGCUCUUGGACUUGUAGCCCUUGAGAGAGAGGCUGGAUGUCCCAGUCAGGACCCAGAAUUAAAAGCCAUCCCCUCAGAGAACCCUGCCAUGUGAUCCUCCCCAUUAAUUAGCUUGUUGACAUAAAGAAGUGACCCGGGGAGCCAGGCUAGUGGCUAAUGCCUAUAACCCAGCAACUCAGUAGGCUGAGGCAGGAGGAUUCCAAGUUCAAGGCCAACCUCAGCAAUUUAAAGACCCUCAGCAAUUAGUGAGACCCUGUCUCAAAAUAUAACAGGAUUGGGGAUAUAACUCAGAGGUUAGAGUCCCAGUACCAAAAAAAAAAAAUGUCUACCAUUUGAACAAACCUCCAGGGGGCAGAAAAAAUGGAUUUCAGUUAGAGAAGAAGGGCCCUCUUUUCCAGAAUGAUGUACCUCCAGAACAGACCCCUACUCAAGCAUCAGGGUGCAGGCAAUAGGGUCUCUCUCCUAGCUUUGCCCAGAGUAGCAGAUGGACCUGCUCUACUGCUUAGGGCCUUGCUUCUGCUCAGCCUGAGGCAUCUGAGAAAGAAUACCCGUGCCCAUCUGAGACAGCAAAGUCUCAGGACAGGGAGAACCUGGCACCUGGCCUGGGGACAUCUCCAGUGUGGUUUCCUACAGGGCCUAUCUGCCUAUAGGCUUCCCUUGGGCCCAGUGGGGUCUUCAAGCAGGCUAAGAGAUGCCCAGUUGGCAGAUGCCCCAGCACUGGUGAACCCAUGGCCUGAAGAGAUGGCAACUUGAAGCCCCACUGAGUACCAGCUCUGGGCUUCAUGGAGGGGAUGUGUGGUUUUGCAGGUCUUAGGCUCUGAAUCUAGACAAUGGUAACACUACUUUUUGAGGCCAUGACUCGAGGGAUGGAUGUUCUGUGGCCUAGGCUAGGUGUUGCUAGCUGUAAAAGAGGUGUCCUAGCUGCCUGUGGUUUGCAUUGCCUUUGAAUACCUUAUCUUUCACCUGGCUGGCUUUUGAAUCUACCCUCACAUGACUAAUCAAAUCUAAUCAUCCAUGAUCUGAAAGCAAAGCAUGAAGUGAGAAAUGCUGAAAAUAUUUCCAUAAUUGGGAUAAUAUGAAACUCAAGUCUCCAAGAAGGAAAAUAUGGAGCCAAAUUUUUCAAGGUUCUUGUAGUGAAAGACAUCUUAGUAUUUAAACAAAACAAAACAAAACAAAAAAAAAAAAAAA
This is a messenger RNA of Ictidomys tridecemlineatus (thirteen-lined ground squirrel), 5013 nucleotides long. The record is from RefSeq and is a predicted model, not a curated record. Lineage: Eukaryota; Metazoa; Chordata; Mammalia; Rodentia; Sciuridae.